Mycotypha africana is the source of this 889-nucleotide messenger RNA. Its product is annotated as COP9 signalosome. The record is from RefSeq and is a predicted model, not a curated record. Gene Ontology annotation, cellular component: COP9 signalosome. Gene Ontology annotation, biological process: COP9 signalosome assembly; protein deneddylation. NCBI's taxonomy places the organism in Eukaryota, Fungi, Mucoromycota, Mucoromycetes, Mucorales, Mycotyphaceae. The transcript has 5 exons. The coding region runs from base 41 to 628 and encodes 195 amino acids.
AUCAUAAUAAAGCAGUUUUAUUUCGAUUUAACCGAGGGCAAUGAACGACUUGGCAAUGUUAAUCACUCAAAAUGACUUUUUAGCUCUACUCGAAAGAUGCGAACAGCUUGAAAUACAAGCUGUUACGGAUGCCAACAUUGACCUUUCACAAGUCUAUCCUGUAUACUUGGCUAGCUGUUUAUUAACAGGCGAUCUUCAGACAGCACGACACGUCCGGAAACGUAGCUUAAAUGCUAAAAUACAAACAGCCCAAAUUGAUGCUAUUUGGCGUGUUGUAGUCGACUUUAUUACCAAAGAUUAUGCAAAAAUUUACCAGGACUUGGACGGAUUUCAAUGGAAUGAUUAUAUGCAACUGGCCACUCAUAAAAUAAAAAUCAAUUUGAGAGAAUACAUGGUUCAACUUGUAUCGAAAGUUUACUCAUCGAUUGAAGUGAAACAAGCAGCAUGUUACUUUGGUGUUUCCGAAAAUGAAGCAAUUCAAGAGCUGACACAAAGGCAUUGGAAGUACGAGGAGGCGACGCAAACCUUAUACCCAAACAAGCAGAAAGCGUCGGUAUCUUCAAAUUAUAAAAACAGUAAUCAAUUUUCAAGAUUAGCAGAUAUUGUGUUAAGCCUUGAAAAAUUUUGAUUGCAUUUCAUAAGACAACUUUGAUCAUGUUGAGCUUAUGAUUGCUUUUCCACAUUUAUUCAUUGUUGACAAUGUAUAUAUAAUACUUUUUCACACUUCUUAAUAUUAUUGAUCAUUCGAUUGAUCCUUUAUCGUAUGCCAAACUUUUUAGGUCUUCUUUAAACCUAAUUAUAGAAAGGAAGCCUAUGCAAAACAAUAAAGUUAUAGCAAUAAUAAACAUCUUCAUAUUGUUAGAAUAGAUUCUAGCCCAACUUGAAGUGC